GAAACAGUUGGAUCUGAAGCACAGUUGGAAACAAUAUUGGGAAUCACAGAAGGAUUUAAAAAAAUCCAUAUUUAUAAAUAAAUUCUAAUUCUCAUUUUGAUUGGGAGCCAGUUUUUUUUGUAAAGCUAAUGGAUCUUAAUGGCACCUUCAGGAGCACACCGCCUCAAAAUAAUCAAUGGAGGUGGUUAAUAAUAGUUAAUAUCUCAAAAUAACCUACUGUUGCUAGGAAGGAAGUACAUUUUUACCCAUUUUACUCAGCUCAGAGGGAAUGUGAAAGCUUGUAGGAUAGGUCUACUCUAACUGGGACUAACCAGCAAGAGUUUAUUCUAAUUCUAGUCGUUAAUGUUGUUAUUUGCCUUAAUAAUGAAUUGGCCUUCGAGGAAAAGGAAUAUAUUCUCACAGUUCUCCAGAAAGUUGAUCUUGGAGAGCGUUUCUGAAAGACUCAAUGAAUUCUGAUGUCAGAUACAUGCCCUGGUUGAGAUCCUACAUCAGAGGUUGCAAUGUGUAGAUGAUAAACAAUGAUGUUAUUGAACAACACACAACUGGAUCCUGAGCAAAUACUCUUGUGAAAUGAGAGCUCCCAUUAUGCAUCAGCACACAUCAUAACAAUGAAAGAGUUGCACAACAACCAAGCUGCUGAAUUCAGUUGCACAAUUGCUACAUCUCCCCACCCCUCCUAAGAAUAACAGUGUUACAUAACCAUGUGAUUGAAAAUCGGUUUGCAAUGAUUUAACAGGCUGCCAGCCCCUUUUUAUUUCAAUGCUGCUUAUAUCCAGGCUUUGCUACUCCUUGCUGGUUCCACUCCCUCAUAGCUGCCUGUAGGCAGAGUACAGAGUUCAAAUAAAGAUUGUGGAGAUUUCCUUGGAAUAGAUAGCUAUACAGAAACCGGUGCCGGGUGCUUGCUCUGUUUACCUGUGUUAUGGGGGCCACUCGCUGGGGCAUUUGCUCUGCUGGAAAGAUCAGCCAUGAUUUCUUAGAGGCCCUGAGGACACUUCCUGCAGAAGACCAUAAGGUGGUGGCUGUUGCAUCUCAUGAUCUCCACCGGGCUCAGGAAUUUGCCAAGAUGCAUGAUAUUCCAAAGGCUUAUGGUUCUUACGAAGAAUUGGCUCAUGAUUCUAGCAUUGAUGUGAUAUAUAUAGGGGUGAUACCUCCAUACCAUCUUUCAGCCACCCUCCUUUUCAUUGAAGCUGGAAAAAAUGUGCUCUGUGAAAAGCCAUUUGGCAUGAAUGCUGCAGAAGUCAAGACAAUGGUGAAGGCAGCUCAAGAAAAGAAUGUCUUCCUAAUGGAGGCUUUCUGGACCCGUUUCUUCCCUGCUUCAGAGAAGAUGCAUUCCUUGCUGAAGCAAAGAGCCAUUGGGGACGUGGUGGUGUUGCAUGCUGAAAUUGGAAGCCUACCAAGUGUUCCGUGGGGAGCGCAGAAAGAGCUUGGGGGAGGCGCGCUUCUAGCUGUGGGCCUCUACUGCGUCCAGUUGGCCUGUAUGGUUUUCAACAGAGAGAAGCCGGAAUCCAUUGUGGCUUCAGGGUUCCUGUAUGAAACAGGAGUGGAUCACACAGCAUCAAUCAUCUUAAACUACUCCGGUCAAUGUCAGGCUGUCCUCACAUACACCAGGAGGGCCAACCUACCGAAUCGGGCGAGCAUUUGCGGGACCAAUGGAAUAAUUGAGUUUCCAAGUACUUUCUGGUGCCCAACCCAGCUGGCUGUCAAUGGCCAAAUGGAAGAGUUUCCUCUCCCUUUGCCAUCCCAGAAGCUGAACUACCCCAACAGCACUGGCCUACGCUAUGAAGCAGAGCACGUCCGACAAUGCCUUCUUCAAGGUCUGAAGGAGAGUCCCAUUAUGUCUCAUGCUGACAGUGAACUGGUCCACUCCAUCCUGGAUGAAGUCCGGAGGCAAAUAGGGGUGUCCUAUCCACAAGACCACCCCUGAUCUAUCCUUCACUUGGCCUUUUAAGAGAAAGCAACAGAAUGGCAAGUGAAGACCUUCAAAGUUAUUCUCAUUGAAAACUCCAUUCCUACAAGUAUGGAAGAAAUCACUGUCAAUAAAAGAGAAGUUUGUUGUUGUUUA
Molecule: messenger RNA, 2062 nt
Organism: Anolis carolinensis (green anole)
Lineage: Eukaryota; Metazoa; Chordata; Lepidosauria; Squamata; Anolidae
Product: trans-1,2-dihydrobenzene-1,2-diol dehydrogenase
Exons: 8
Coding region: 920-1924 (334 amino acids)
Biological process (GO): D-xylose catabolic process
Molecular function (GO): D-xylose 1-dehydrogenase (NADP+) activity; nucleotide binding
Source: RefSeq, a predicted model, not a curated record